GCUCAUGCGUAGUAUCUGAUUUCCGGUAGUGGCGCAAAGUGGAUGCGUUAUGUAGCCAAAGAAAGAGAAUUCCGCAAAUAAUUUUCAUCAAAAGCCUACGUCAACAAAACGAACUAUGGUACUCAGUGCAAUAAAAUGUGUCGUUGAGUAACUGAUUAGGUUGGAUUGAGGGUUUCUGACCGAAGAUGGAUGGGUUUUCAACGAGUAAUCUGUAACUCAUUUUAGUGAGCUGUUGAAAGAAUGCAGAAUGACGAUAGACAAAUGGCAGAAGAACAACAUGAGAUUGUUGAUGAAAGUAAUGUGGUGUUCCCAUCUGGGUUACCACAGACAAUACUUGUCCAAAAUGUGCAUUCCACAAAGCAGCAACUAACAGGUCAACCAGAUGUUUUUAAUGCUGGUUUAGAAGAGUUGCAAAGAUCCUUACAAGGAACUGCCACGGAAGGAAAUAAAAUCAGUACAAUUGGCAGGGGAACCAUUCAUCACACCGGUCAAAGUCCUUCUUUUGGGGGGCAAAGCUCUCGACCCAACCUACCUCAACAACAUAUAGUGACCAUGAGUAAUCAAACACAUAAAAGUGCCAGUUCUCUGCUGGGAACAAGUAGUUCAGCUUCAGUUUCCAGUAGUAGACCGUUAGUGGAUUCAAAACCUCCAGCAUUGAAUUUAACUUUUCCAAACUUGACUGCAUAUGCUAAUCAGUCUGGUCCAUCUCCUAAGAAGAAAAUUAAGUUAGAGGAAAAGCCUGCAGCUACCCAAGAGAUAGCAAAUCAUAGAAAAUUAAUUUUGGAUCUCAAGUAUAAGAAUAUGUUGGAUAUUAAAGAACCAUACAUAGAUAACCUGACAGAAAUGUUCUUUCUACAAAAUGGAGGGAAUUUGAUGGAUUUUCUGGCAUGGAAAAAAAGACCAACUCCACAAUUGGUUCACUUUUUGAAAUCUGGGAGUUUGGAUAGUGAUGAUGAAGAAGAAAGUAGUUUAGAGAGGAAAAUUAAUAACGAGGUGAAGGUUAUCACAUGCAGUGGAAGCAAUGUCCCAUUGGCAACACCUGUAGCUAUAUCAACCACUCUACCUCCAUCUGUAGCUGCCUUAAAUCAACAAGCAGGCUUUGAUCCACGACGCCCAGGGGGAAGACAUGGGAUGAUUUUUGGUCAUGUGCAGCAUCUCUCACAACCUCCUACUAUUCUCCCUAUCCUUCAAGCCAGUCCCAUUAUUCUGCCAGGUACAGUUUCCACAGAUAUCUUGGCUCCAAAGAGUACUAUACAGUCAAUUCCAGUUCAGAGGACUGUUUCUACUACUACUGUGACCACUAUUACUGUCUCAGCUCCUGUAUCAAUGCCACAACUCCAAAGUCAUCUAGCCAAGGCCAUCACAGAAAGCAAAUCUUCAGUGGCUCAGACAUCCUCCACCAAGUCCACUGUUGCUGCCUCGCCAAUAGUGUCGGCAUCAAUCUCUGUAACAAAAACUACCAAAUCACCUCCAGUGUCACCAAGUAUUCAGCAGCCGAAGACCCCAACUAUAGCAGGUGUUUAUGAUGGUACACCAGGUGUAGGAACACAGGAAGCUAUAGUAGAAAGAGCGAAACAGGAAGCCCAGGUGAUGCAAAGAGUUGCUGAACUUAGGAAGGAAGGAUUAUGGUCAACAAGAAGGCUUCCCAAAGUGCAAGAACCUCCAAGAAAUAAAGGACAUUGGGAUUAUCUACUGGAAGAAAUGCAAUGGUUAGCUGCUGAUUUUUCACAGGAAAGGAAAUGGAAAAAGGCAGCUGCAAGAAAGGUAGCGAAAAUGGUAUCCAAAUAUUUCCAAGAUCUUGAACAGAGAGAAAUAAGAGCAGAGAAGGAAGAGGCUUUGAAACUGAAGAAAAUAGCUAGUCAAAUGGCAAAGCAGGUUCGGGAAUUUUGGAACAAUAUUGAGAAGGUAGUUCAGUACAAAUCACAAGCAAGACUAGAGGAGAAAAGAAAGAAGGCUUUGGAUUUACACUUGAAUUUUAUUGUGGACCAAACAGAGAAAUAUUCCACUUGGCUAACUGAAGGACUAAAGAAGGAAGGGACAUCAAUAGGAAGCGAGUCCAGUACAGUAACUCCAGCCCACAGUGAUGCAGGAGAUGAAGAAUUCAAACCAAUCAAAGAAGAUGAAUCAGAUGAUGAAGAGACUAUUGAAAAGGAAGAAGCUGAACAGGAUCAGCUUAAUACCAAAGCAGAGUUAGAUGCUUUGCAGAAGGAAAGUGAACUUCCCAUUGAGGAACUCUUGAAAACAUUGCCAAAAGAAGUUCUAGAAAAUCCAGUUCCCAUACCCUCAGAUGUGCUAAAUGAAGAGGAGGAGAAAGAUUCAGAAUUUAAAGCAAUUGAAGAUGAAAAAGAUGAGGAAGACACAAUAGCUGAGCAGGAGGAACAAGAAAAGAAAAUAGAUUAUUCCAAGGAGUUGACAGAUCUACAGGAUGAAAGUGAAAUGACCAUGGAGGAAUUAUAUCAGAAGUAUGCAGGAGCUUACGACAGUGACUUUGAAAUGCCUGAGGAAGAGGAGGAAGACAGUGAAGAGGAAGAUUCAGAGGAGGAAGAGGAGGAGAGUGAAGAAGAAGAGGAGGAGGAGGAAGAAAGUAUGGGAGAAGAUAAUCCAGAGAAGGAUGAUGUUGGAUUGGAGUUUUUAGCACAGAAAGACAAUGACUCUAAAUCUCAGGGUGAUUAUGAUCAAGAAGGUCCAGGGAAAGAAAUCAAUGAUAUUGCAGCACAGGCCCAAAGUCUUCAACCCAAAGGGUACACCCUGGAAACAACAACUGUUAAAACAGCUGUGCCAUUCUUGCUGAAACAUACACUACGAGAAUAUCAACAUGUUGGAUUAGACUGGCUUGCUACUAUGUAUGAGCAAAGAUUAAAUGGAAUUUUGGCUGAUGAGAUGGGUCUUGGAAAGACUAUUCAGACGAUUGCAUUAUUAGCUCAUUUGGCUUGUGAGAAAAGUAUAUGGGGACCCCAUUUAAUUGUUGUUCCAACAAGUGUAAUGUUGAAUUGGGAGAUGGAGAUAAAGAAAUGGUGUCCAGCAUUCAAAAUACUCACUUACUAUGGAUCUCUGAAGGAAAGAAAACUAAAGAGACAGGGUUGGACCAAAACCAAUGCCUUUCAUAUCUGUAUAACAUCUUACAAGCUUGUUAUACAAGACCAUCAGUCUUUCAGAAGAAAAAAGUGGAAAUAUUUUAUAUUGGAUGAGGCCCAGAAUAUAAAAAACUUCAAAUCUCAAAGAUGGCAGACUCUUCUCAACUUCCAAAGUCAGAGACGUCUGCUUUUGACUGGGACGCCUCUUCAGAACAGUUUAAUGGAAUUGUGGUCUCUGAUGCAUUUUCUUAUGCCUCAUGUGUUCCAGUCUCAUAGAGAAUUCAAAGAAUGGUUUGCUAAUCCUCUAACAGGAAUGAUUGAGGGAAGUCAUGAAUACAAUGAGAGUCUAAUCAAAAGACUACACAAGGUUCUGAGGCCAUUCUUGUUGCGUCGGUUGAAGCAAGAUGUGGAAAAACAGAUGCCCAAAAAAUAUGAACAUGUGGUUAUGUGCCACCUCUCAAAGAGACAAAGAUACCUAUAUGAUGAUUUCAUGUCUCAGGCUAAAACAAAAGAAACACUUGCCACUGGACAUUUCAUGAGUGUAAUCAAUAUCUUGAUGCAAUUGAGGAAAGUUUGCAACCAUCCAAGUCUUUUUGAUCCAAGACCAAUUGUAUCGCCAUUCAAAACAGAUGGCAUCAAUUACUUAGUUCCAUCACUGGUGCUGAAUUGCUUGAAUUAUGAUCCUUUCAAGGAGAUUGAUUUACAUUCGCUGUAUCCCAGUUUGGCUGACAUGGAGUUGAACCUCCCGGCUUUUGUGGCACAUAGAGUGAAAAAGCUUCAAACUCCAAGGAGAUUAAUUGAGGAAAUCGAUAGUGAACCAGAGCCUCUGAGCAGUCUCCCACAUGGAAAGCUUAAACCAGUUACCUUCAAGGGAAUUGCUUCUGUUCAAGCAACUGGAAGAGCAUCUCCCACUGCUGCUGGGAAAUCUACACCUGCUUCACCAGCUGUCCAAUCUACAGGGAAGACAGAAACUGUGAAUGGUCCUCCUGUAGAGACUGUACAAACCCCAGUUACAAGUGCAAUACCUUCUUCUGUACAACAGCCAGUCAAAGUUCAGGCACAGCCAGCUGGACCGACUGGAGCUCAGCAGCCUCUCACUGUUCACAUUCAACAAACAGAUCAGGGAGCCCGUCUGAUGAUUCCUGCAGGCCAGCUAUCACAAUUACCAGCUGGGUUCAUACAAAUUGUACAAACUUCCACUGGUCAGCAGAUCAUAGCUACAUCUACUCCGAUGUCUACAUCUAGUCAAGUCUUGGCCAGCUUUCCCACAUCCUCUGUACAGGCCUUAAGUGUGGCUACCACUUCUUCCCUAGUUGUUAAUGGUCCACCCACAAUUACAACAGUGGCUUCUUCAACCACUAGUACCUUGGUUACGAGUGUCAAUGCCCAGGUGAAGACAACUCCAGCAGUACAACUGCCCACCAGCACCACUCGUAUAGCCACCUCAAAACCUGUAAUGAGGGUAUCACCACUGUCUUCUGUGGUUCCAACCACAUCCACUCAGGACCCUUCUGUAUCCAAGCCGUCCACAGCACAGGUUAUGACUACCACGUCACUGAAGUCGUCUAAGAUGUCAGUUUUGCAGUGUGAACCUGUGCAAAACAAAAGCUCUCCGUUUUACAUGGAAUCUCUGACAUCAAAGCUUCAAAAUCUAAGGAGGCAGAAAUUGGAGUGUAUAUCAAAAAUCAAUGCACGGAGAUGUGAAUGUAAACCAGUGUAUGGACAAGACUUGUGUGAUGUUGUGGAUGUUUGUAAAGAUUUGAACAAAACUUCUGUGAAGGAUAAUGCAUGGAAGGGACUUGGUAUGGCAUAUUGUCGUAAUGUGAAAUCUUGGAGAAAUCCAAAUAAUCCAGAUAUUUAUUGGAAACAGACCACAGUGCUUUCAGAACUUGUUCAUUCCCCAAUGGAUUAUUUAAGGGAAAUGCAAGAUAUUCUUUCUAGGUUUGUGUUUGUGACACCAACAAUUGUGUCUCCUCAAAUACAGCUUCACGCUUCACAUCCUUCUCCAUCCUACCUCAGUGAGCAAAGGAGAACAGAGUUCUGCCUCAGACAAAACAUCUCGCCAAAAACUGGUUGUCUUCAUCAAAUCUCAUCCAAAAUGACUGUACAGUUCCCAGAGCUGCGAUUAAUUCAGUAUGACUGUGGAAAGCUACAAACCAUGGAUAUUUUGUUGAGAAAACUUAAGUCAGGAAGUCACCGAGUGCUCAUCUUCACCCAAAUGACCAAAAUGUUGAAUAUUUUGGAAUCAUUUUUGAAUUACCAUGGUCAUAGGUAUCUUCGAUUAGAUGGUACAACCAAGGUGGAACAGAGACAGUUUCUUAUGGAGCGGUUUAAUGCAGACAAGCGUAUUUUUGCCUUCAUUUUAUCCACUCGUUCGGGAGGUAUUGGUGUGAACUUAACCGGAGCAGAUACAGUAAUAUUUUAUGAUAGUGAUUGGAAUCCUACCAUGGAUGCUCAAGCCCAAGACAGGUGUCACAGGAUAGGACAAACUCGAGAUGUUCACAUUUACAGGUUAAUUAGUGAACGAACAGUUGAAGAAAACAUCUUAAAGAAAGCAAACCAGAAAAGAAUGCUAGGUGAUAUGGCCAUUGAAGGAGGUAACUUUACCACAUCCUUCUUCAAACAGCAGACCAUACAGGAUCUGUUUACAGAACCAUCGGGUCUACAAAGCUUAGCAAAUGAAAUGUCAGAAAAAGAAAAGAUCAAAGAGACUGUGAAAGUAAAGAAGGAGAUCAAAGAGAAUGUGACGGGGGAGACUAAAGCAGGAGGUGAUGCCAAGGAAGAAAACGUGGUGCAGUCCGAGAAAAACAUCAUGGCUCAGUUUGAGAAGGUUUUAGCGAAGGCUGAAGACGAGACUGAUGUUCAGGCAGCAGAUCUUGUUAAAGCUGAACAGAAAGCAGAAUUGGCAGAGUUUGAUGAAAACAUUCCAUGGGAUGAGCGAGAAGCGGAGCUAAAGAAAGAGGAGGAGCUGUCUAAAGUAGAGCAGGAAAUUGCUAUGUUAGACAAAGAGCUUACUCCAGUCGAGCGCUAUGCAGUCAACUUCAUGGAGCUUGAAAUGGAUCCGAUGGAGGAAUUGGAAAUGGGAGAGGAGGACAUUGAAAAUGUCAAGAAAGACUGGGAACUUGGUCGUCUUAAGGCAUUGAAAGAAGAAGAGGAAAGAAGAGCAGAGUUGGAGGAAGAUGAAAUGUUGUACAUCUACUCUAGGGAUGAUGCUUACAACCAGGUCUUCCUAUCUGAUAUUGAUCAGGAGAAAAUGCCUCUAUGGGCGCCGCCUACCCCACCCCAUGAUGACAAUGACAUCUACAUAGACCAGAGUCUGCUGUUUCUGUAUGAGCCCAAUGUGAUGCCAGAGACACAGCUUCCUCCAGUCUACAUCAAGAAGGAACACAAAAAACCGAAAAUCGAGUCCAUCACAACACGCCAGAAAAAACAGCGCAAGGAGGAACAGACAAGAGUGCCUAGAUCACUGUUUGACCGUCCCUCUGCUCAGCUUUUAAAGAUUCGCAGGGAGCACAAACAAAAGAGCGGCCUUCUUAAGCCCUUCCGACCUGUACCUCCACCCAUUGUCAAACCCAAUGUGGAUACUGCAGAUCACCCAGAAUGGCUUAUCCAUGAGGACUGGGCUCUUUUACAGGCUGUGCAGAGUCUGUUUGAUGUUCCUCUGAACCUGCUGGUUGUAUCUCCGGCACAUCACCCAAACUGGGACCUGGUGGCUGAUGUUGUAAACACAUGUAGUCGUGUGUACCGUUCAGCCAAGCAGUGUAAGAAUCGAUACGAAAAUGUCAUCAUUCCCAGAGAGGAGGGCAGGAUUCUCUACGAUAUUAACCCAAGAAAACAGAGCAAAAAGACCAAGGGAAUAUACAAGACGAAAAACAAUCGCCCAAUGCGGACCAGCCAGUUGUAUAUCCAAGACAACAACCAGGCAGUGACCAUGUUGUAUUCGUUCCGUUUCGAGUCUUCAAAACAGAUAGCAGGAAAGAGACCGCCUCCUUUGAAACAAACGCUUGUUAACCCAACCCUGAAAAAUCCCAAGCAUGCCACAGUGUUGUCGGAGAAUAACAUUAACUAUGACCAUCCGCUGAAUCCUAUGAGUGUGGCUGAGAUCCGUGCUCAGCGGAUACAGAGGGAGAAAAAACAGAGUCAGGCAGCUGCUCAAGCCACAGCAGACCAGCAGUUAGCAGCCCAGAGACCUGCAACUCAGACGGCUGUGACAAGUGGUACUUCUGUAGUGCAGCAGGCUACCUCCACCGUCGCAGUCGCUCCAGUGGCACAGCCCAUUCAGACGGCAGUGGUCUCCUCAGCUGUUCUGCAGACGGGGGUGGUACAGAAAGUAGCGGCUGUAGGACAGGUAUCGGUGACUCUACCCAGGACCGCCACGGGAAACAUCGUGGUCAACACGCAGGGAGGAGUGCCAACCAACUUUGCUGCCAUCAACAAGAGAAUGAGUCAGCAGGCCACUGUAGCUUCCAUUGCUCAACCAGCCACUGUGACAGUUGCUGGGGCAAUUACACCAGCUAACAUUAGGACUCAAAGAACAGCAGCUCCUCUGACAAUACAGGAGAUAACAGCCAUAGCAUCCCAGCCUCAGACCCAGGUGACCAUGUCCAUAGGGACCGGUCAACAGGUGGCCAGAACACAGCUACAGACCACAGUUACCGGGGCUCAGUUGACCGCAGUUCAGAGAGCUAGCACCGGCCAGCAACUAACACAGCAGACAGUUACCAAGAACCUGACUCAUCAGCAGUUGUUACAUCUGCAGCAGAGGCAGAACCUGAUUAACCAACAGAAACUGCAACAGCAACAGGUUCAGCAACAACAGGUUCAGCAACAACAACUCAGGAUGCAGAAAGUCAAUCUAACACAACAACAGUUGAAGCAGCUUGGCAGAGGUCAAAAAGCAGUUAUUGCUCAGCAGCUUGUGACAGGUGUUGGCCAGCUCACAACAGCACAGUUGAUUCCUCAGGCACAAGUUCAGCACAUAGCCCAGACAGCUACAGUUGCUGGAACUUCGGGAACACAGCUGGUGAAGACAGUGUCUGCUCCUGCUAGUGGAGUUCAGAUCCCUGUCAGCACUGUCAACAUUAAUGUCAGUGUGCCACAGCAAAAAGGACUGGUGGGUAAAUCUGCCACUGUGAGCCAACUUCCACAAGCAAAAAUCCAACAUAUUCAACAGAUGCAAAUGAGGCAUCAAUUAGCAAAGCAACCACAGAAAAUCACCUCUGUUAGUCAGCCAUUUGGAAAAGGACAGAGUUUCCCAUUGAAUGCUGUCCAAAUCAUUCAGCAGCCGGCUUCAGGCACAGGUGGACGACAACACUUGACCUAUUCUCUCCAACAAAUCAUGCAGCAAAACAAAGGCUCGGGCAUGAUCAUCACAUCUCAACCCAUCAUCACCACAGUAACACAGAGUCAGCAGCCCACAGGGCAAAUAAUGACAAAAGUUCUUGGUACUUCAGCAGUUCCCACAACUCACCUUCAGACUUUGUCUGCCACACCCAUUUCUGUUACUCAUGUUUCUGCUGUACAAGCCUCUAAUGUAACAGCUCAGCCUGCUGCCUCAUCUAUCAGCAUCACAGGAGUGGCUGGCCAAGCUGGAAAACCUCUGACUGUCACUACAGUGGCCCAGGAUUCCAGCUCGGGUACUACGAUACAGGUGCAGCCAACGGCAUCAGCUCAACAAGGAUCACAGACUACAACACAACAGUUGAUACCACAGACUCAGGUUGUCCAACAGGUGCCUGUUGCAUCACACACUCCACAGAAAAUCAUUUCCACAGCCCACCAAAUACAGGUCAAUUCUGGGACCCUCCAACAAAUGCAGACUGGCAGCAUUGCCCAGGCUGGGCAGUCCACACCCACUGCUGUUACUGUGACUAUAACCCCGGCAGCUCAGUCCUCCCCCAGUACGGGGACACUUCUACAGCAGCCAGUGAUAGUGACCCAGACAACCCAAACCACCUCACAGCCCAGCACUGUCACCUCCCAAGCAGCCCUAGCCGCAGCAGCAGCCUUACCAGCCACAAAUGUAACGGUGGCUUCUGCUGCUCAGUCCUCCAGUCUUUCACAACAGACGACACCGGGCGCCGCCAAACCAGCGGCUCCUUAUGCCAUGAGGACGAGAAAUCACCCCAAAACAUGAGAAAUGUAUUGGCAGAGAGUGUGAUAAAUAUGUAUUUAUCAGAUCUGUGAACAUUUUACUUUGCUAUAUAGAUUUCCAUUCAUUUCAUAAAACAGGUUGUGCUUGAUCAUUCAUACUGAUAAAACAAUAUUUCAUUGAUGGAGUCCGUGUCUAUUUCAAAGAUUUGCAGCAGCAGUGAAUUGCCAUUUCCCAGGUAACUGGAAAUGGAGGAACACCUAUUUAUAUAAUUUCAAAAACGUUGCUAUAUUGUAUAUAUGCAUGAAAAGUAAUAUUCUACUUUUUGAUAAUCUUAAAUGUAUAUAGUAAAUAGUGAUGAAUGUUUUGUUAGCUGGGUAUAUGUGUAACUUUCAUGCACGUGUGUUUUUAUUAUCUGUGACAUAUACCUAGUACAGAAAUUAAAAAAGACUGAAAACUGA
Messenger RNA from Ostrea edulis (European flat oyster), 9626 nucleotides. Its product is annotated as helicase domino-like. Gene Ontology annotation, molecular function: ATP-dependent chromatin remodeler activity; ATP hydrolysis activity; ATP binding. Bases 241 to 9210 code for a protein of 2989 amino acids. Gene Ontology annotation, cellular component: Swr1 complex. Lineage: Eukaryota; Metazoa; Mollusca; Bivalvia; Ostreida; Ostreidae. The transcript is spliced from 49 exons. The record is from RefSeq and is a predicted model, not a curated record.